This is a messenger RNA of Eriocheir sinensis (Chinese mitten crab), 4759 nucleotides long. RefSeq names its product ATP-binding cassette sub-family C member 5-like. Gene Ontology annotation, biological process: transmembrane transport. Gene Ontology annotation, cellular component: membrane. Lineage: Eukaryota; Metazoa; Arthropoda; Malacostraca; Decapoda; Varunidae. The transcript has 32 exons. Gene Ontology annotation, molecular function: ABC-type transporter activity; ATP binding; ATP hydrolysis activity. The record is from RefSeq and is a predicted model, not a curated record. The coding region runs from base 147 to 4712 and encodes 1521 amino acids.
UGGAUGAAAUCAUCGUACUUUGGCAUCCCUCCUGCGGGUCCCUCCCUUAUCUCAUUCUCAGGUGUAUGAUCGUGUAUCUCUCAACAGGUGUUUUGGGUGGAUGCUGUCCCUCUCCUGGACCACUGAGAGGGUGAGGCCUAUGCAUUAUGGCAAAAAAUGAAACCCACAGUGCCAACGCUUCUCUUGGUGAAGGAAAUGGUGCCAAAGAUGAAGAAACUGUGCCUUCGGAGGUGUCUGAUAACGCAGUGAACGCGUCGCCUCCCAAGUCUGUCGGGUUCAUUCUCGACACGAAGGUCGCCGAAGAGAAUACAGACGACAUCGAUGCGGCGAUUGAGGAUGCUCUCGACGAAGGGUACAUGGGUAUGGAGUGUACCCUGGAGCGCGGCUUUUCACUGAACGAGUCUACCAUCGCGAGGGAUCUGCGACAUGAGCGCUACGGGGAGGUGGCUGUCAAGUACCGGCCCGACAAGUCACUCCGCCGGUACAGACGCUCGGCAAAGCACUUCAUACCUGUGAGAAAAUCAACCAGAGCCAAAGAUGAGAUGCCAGUGGAUGAGGCGGGCCUGUACAGCUUCAUCUUCAUCUCCUGGAUCACCAACUUGAUGUGGAAGGCCUACAAGACAGGCCUCAAGGACGAUGAUGUGCCUCUCUGCUCCAAGUACGACAUGUGUGAAUACAACACGGACAGACUGGAAAUACUGUGGAAUGCGGAAGUGAAGAGGAAGGGCAAAGAGGGCGCCUCCAUCCAGUACGUCCUCUGGCAGUUCUACAGGACACGAUUCAUCUUCGGACUCUUCAUCUUCUCCCUCACCAUCAUUCUGGGCUUCAUUGGACCUAUUACGUUCAUGCGCUACUUAAUCAGUUGGUUGUCGUCGGAUGAGCCGCUCCUGGUUGGGUUCUACUGGGCGGCCGGCCUUGUCCUCACGGAGCUGAUGCGUGUCAUCCUCUUCUGCAUGGUGUGGUCCAUCAAUUACCGGAACGGCAUUCGGCUGAGAGCUGCCUGCCUUGGAAUACUCUACAGAAAGCUGAUGAGAAUGUCGUCACUCGGAAACAGGAGCGUGGGUGAGGUCAUAAACUUAUUCGCAAACGACGCCCAGCGCAUAUUUGAUUUUGUGGUCAUUGGCCCCAUGAUCGUCGGAGGGCCCUUGGUAGCCGUGGGGGGCGUGAUCUACAUCCUGUGGCUCCUGGGACCUUGGGCGCUGUUUGGGAUGGUUGCCUUCCUCCUCUUCUACCCCUUCCAGUAUGGCAUUUCCCGCCUCACUGGGUACCUACGCCGGAAAACAGUGACGGUCACGGACGAGAGAGUGCGCAUGAUGAACGAGCUCCUCAACUGCGUCAAGCUGAUCAAGAUGUACGCCUGGGAGAAGAGCUUUGCCACCAGUGUUUCAGGAAUUCGGGGUCGUGAGAGGCAUCUACUUGAGAAGUCGGCCUACGUUCAAAGCCUAAGUCUUGCCAUGGCUCCGACAGUGCCCAUCAUCUCGGCCAUCGUCACCUUCCUGGCUCACAUCGGGGCCGGGUACAACCUCACGGCAGCGCAGGCCAUGACAGUGAUAACUUUUUUUAUUGGCCGAGGAAGGGCUUCGUUCAACAACCUGAGGAAUUCAGUUAGGACGCUUGUGGAGGGGAACCUUUCCUUCGGGAGAGUGAAGGCCAUGACAGUGAUAACCUUUUUUAUUGGCCGAGGAAGCUCUUCGUUCAACAGCGUGAGGAGAUCGGUUAGAGUGUUUGUGGAGGGGAAUCUUUCCUUUGAGAGAGUGAAGGCAAUGACCACGAUAACCUUUUUUCUGGGCCGAGGGAGAAGCUCGUUUGAUAUGCUGAGGUUUUCAGUUAGAGCGUUUGUGGAGGGGAGCAGUUCCUUUGAGAGAGUGAAGAGAAUGCUUCUUAUGGAUGAACUGACCCCUUACCGAGGCCACCCCAAGGACCCGAGUGUUGCCGUCGCCUUCCACGACGCAACACUCGGCUGGGACGCUGUGUCUCUGCAGAAGGAGAAGAAGAACAACAAAAGCGCCAAGAAGAAGGACGUAAAAAAUGACGCAACACCUUCCCAGGCCGACCAACUUCUCCAGCCUCAAGACGGGGAGCUGCAGCACAUUGAGGUCUUGUUUAAACUCAGCCUCUCCAUAAACAAGGGCGAGCUGGUCGGUGUGUGCGGUGGCGUGGGUGCCGGCAAGUCAUCCCUCAUCAGUGCCGUCCUUGGUCACAUGCGUCUCAAGAGUGGACAGGUGGACUUGCAAGGCACCUGUGGUUACGUGGGGCAGCAGGCUUGGGUCCUCAACGCAACCCUUAGAGACAACAUUCUUCUGGAUGAGCCGUUUGAUGCCAAGAGGUACUACAGGGUCAUCCACUCCUGCAGCCUCACGCAGGAUAUUGAGGUCAUGCCAGCCGGAGACAUGACGGAAAUAGGGGAGCGUGGCAUCAACCUGUCGGGGGGCCAGAAGCAGCGUGUAUCACUGGCCCGGGCUUUGUAUGCUGACAGAGAAGUGUACCUCUUGGACGACCCGCUGAGUGCUGUCGAUGCUAACGUGGGCAGUCACCUCUUCCAGUGGGUCAUCAAGCGAGCUCUACACGGCAAAACAACGAUAUUUGUCACCCAUCAACUCCAGUACUUGCCCCAGUGUGACCGGGUUCUCCUGCUACAAGACGGGCGCAUUGUUGGCUUUGACUCACACGUGAAUCUCCUCGAGGACAGCGUGGAAUAUGCUACGCUAUACAAGGCCCACAUGGACACUGUUGAGAAGGAGGAACACGAGAAGGACGAGUUUUCCCCACAACCGAGGCGCAGACGUCAGGACUCCACGAUGUCGACGGGGAGUGAGCGGAACAGCCUGCCCGACAAGUCUCUCAUGGACGAUCUGAGUGACGGACUGGAGGAAGGGAAGGGUGUCGGGCAGCUGAUAUCCGAGGAGAAGCUGAAUAAGGGCGACAUUCCGUGGUCCACCUACAACUCCUACAUCCAGAGUGCGGGAGGUUACAUUGUGAGCACGCUGGUCAUCUCGACUUUCCUCCUCAACGUCGGGUCCACAAGUUUCAGCUCCUGGUGGCUCUCCAUGUGGCUCUCGGCAGGCAGUGGGAACACGACGGUAACGAUAGGAAAUGAGACUUACAUCAGCGACAGUCUGGCGGACAACCCGGACCGCCCUUACUACCAGACGGUGUACGGAAGCUUCAUCCUCGUCAUCCUCGCCACCUCGCUCAUCAGGGGAUUUGCUUUCACUAAGACCACUCUCAGAGCCUCAAGCCGGAUGCAUGACCAAGUCUUCCUGAAGGUUUUCUACAGCCCCAUGAGCUUCUUCGACACGACUCCUUCAGGAAGAAUCAUCAACAUCUUCUCCCGUGACAUGGACGAAGUUGAUGUUCGAGUUCCUAUGACUCUGGAGAUGUUCAUCCAGAACAUGUUCCUCAUAGCCAGUGCAUUGCUCUUCGUGUGCCUGGUAUUCCCACACUUUUUGCCUGUCCUGGUUGUCUUGGCAGUCAUUAUGAUGUUCAUCAGAAACAUAUUCAGGAUUGGGAUUCGCGACUUUAAGAGGCUGGAGAAUGUGUCCAGGUCACCACUGUACAGCCACAUCAGCACGACUGUCAAUGGCCUGCCCAGCAUCAAUGCCUAUGGAAAACAAGAGCUGUUCACCAAAAAGUUCUCAGUCUUCUUUGAUGAAAACAGUUGUGCCUUUUACCUCUUCAACUGUGCAAUGCGAUGGCUGGCGGUUAGGUUGGAUCUCCUGGCGCUGUGUGUGACAACCUCCACCGCCAUGCUUGCACUAUUCCUGCGAGGGACUGUGGACGCCUCAUUUGCUGGCCUGGCCUUGGCGUACGCGGCCCAGCUGAGCGGCAUCUUUCAGUACACUGUGAGGCUCAGCACCGAGACGGAGGCAAGAUUCACUUCAGUUCAGAGGCUUCACGACUGCUCAAAGGUCUUGGCCUCUGAAGCGCCGCCCAUCAUUGAGUCCAACCGCCCAGACGCCUCGUGGCCCAAACAUGGACGCAUCAGUUUCAAGAAGGUGCAGAUGAAGUACCGCCACGACACGCCGCUGGUUCUCAAGGGCAUCACUUUCCACAUCGACUCCAUGGAAAAAAUUGGCGUGGUUGGGAGAACAGGGUCCGGCAAGUCAUCUCUGGGAACGGCUCUCUUCAGGCUGGUAGAACUCUCCGCCGGCUAUAUCCGCAUUGACGGCAUCGACAUAUCCACUGUGGGGCUUGAGGACCUCCGCUCUCGGCUCUCCAUCAUCCCCCAGGACCCGGUACUCUUUAUUGGGACAGUCAGGUACAACUUGGACCCCUUUGAGAGCCACACUGAUGAGGAGAUCUGGCUGGCGCUGGAGCAGACCUACAUGAAGGACCGCAUCAGCACCCUGGAGCUGGGUCUGUCCUCGCCGGUGGUGGAGAACGGGGAAAACUUCUCUGUUGGGGAGCGCCAACUGCUGUGUAUGGCCAGAGUCCUCCUCAGGAACUCAAAGAUAUUGUUCCUUGACGAGGCUACAGCAGCGAUAGACACAGAGACCGACAACAAGAUUCAGCAGACCUUGAAAAACGCAUUUAAGCAGUGUACGAUGAUCACAAUUGCGCAUCGACUGAACACGGUGAUGUCGUGCUCAAGAAUCAUGGUGCUGGAUGACGGGAAGGUGACAGAGUUUGACACGCCCAGAACUCUCCUCGCCAACCCUGACUCGAUGUUCGCCAAGAUGGUUGCCAAAUCAGAAGCUUCCUUCAUAACAUAAACCUUGGCCGUGGAGGGAGAUUACAGAUUAUAUGCUGAUAGAUCCAA